Molecule: messenger RNA, 1133 nt
Organism: Melospiza melodia melodia
Lineage: Eukaryota; Metazoa; Chordata; Aves; Passeriformes; Passerellidae
Gene: C15H15orf40
Product: chromosome 15 C15orf40 homolog
Exons: 4
Coding region: 1-420 (139 amino acids)
Cellular component (GO): cytoplasm
Source: RefSeq, a predicted model, not a curated record
AUGCCGAGCCUCGCUGGGUUCCUGCGGGUGCGGGCGGCGUCGGUGCGGAGCGGCGGGGCCAUGCCCGGGAAGGGAAAAGCAGCCGCCAAGGGCCCCGCGGAGUCGGGCGCCGCCGCGGGACCGGUGGCGGCGGCGGGCGGCGGCUCCGUGAGGGUGGCGGUGCGCGCCAAGCCCGGUGCCCGCUGCAGCGCCGUCACAGAUGUGACGGCUGAGGCAGUAGGUGUAGCUAUUGCUGCACCUCCGUCGGAAGGGGAGGCAAAUGCAGAGCUGUGUCGCUACCUCGCUAAGGUGCUUGAAGUGAAGAAGAGUGAUGUUGUUUUAGAGAAGGGGGGUAAAUCACGGGACAAAGUGCUGAAGAUUUCGGUAUCAGCAACACCAGAUGAGAUUUUAGAAAAACUGAAAAAAGAAGCUUCCAGCUGACCUAAAACAAGAGCAGGAAAUAGGAAAAAGCAUCCUGGUACAUGGACUGAUAUUCUUUCUUACUUGAUGCAGUGCUGUUGAGAGUGUGGGUAAUGACUACAGGAAGAUACUUCUUUCCCCUCCCCUUGUUAAUGUGGGUGCUGUACAGUUGAAGUUUUUCUGUAGGUUUGGUUAGAAAACUGAGACUGUAUCUGCUUCUGUCACUACAGACUUCUGCUCUGGUUGGUUUCCUAUGGGUAAGAUUUGUCCCCUUUUCUGGUCCCUAAACAAAUGGCUUAGGAAAUUUUUUUAGUGGAGCAAAUGUUGGUUAACACAGCGAGGGGCUUGGAGUGACAGCUUUCCAUGUGGGAAGUGGUACAAAAGGACAAACCUGGAUGGCAGAGACAUAAAAGAGACUCUUCUGUCUGAUAUCUCACAGCAGGUGCAGCUUUUCACUGUGGGCACUUACAGAUACCUAAAAUAAAUAUCUUUUGAAGCCAGUGUGUUGUUGUUGAUCACACAGACAAACUGAAAGUAGAAUCUCCUGAGCAGCUGAAAGAAAACCAAAAGAUUUCAGUGUGAAAAACCAGCACAGUACUCGGUCAUUGCACACAUGGGGUCACUUUGUAAUAAUCUGUAAAUAGUUUCCUUAAAAGUAGAGAUUUGGUCAUAUGUAUCUUUGCCAAUUGUAUGUCACCUGGAAUGACUGUUUUUAAUAAAAGGGGCAAAAAGUA